This is a messenger RNA of Capronia coronata CBS 617.96, 339 nucleotides long. RefSeq lists its product as uncharacterized. Gene Ontology annotation, biological process: mitochondrial outer membrane translocase complex assembly; protein insertion into mitochondrial outer membrane. Gene Ontology annotation, cellular component: mitochondrial outer membrane. The record is from RefSeq and is a predicted model, not a curated record. Bases 1 to 339 code for a protein of 112 amino acids. The transcript has 2 exons. Lineage: Eukaryota; Fungi; Ascomycota; Eurotiomycetes; Chaetothyriales; Herpotrichiellaceae.
AUGUCCGACACAGACGCCGCAGCCUCCUUUCUCGACCAUCCUUCCAAUGGCGAUGAGGACGACGAGAUCGAUUCGUUGCCGUCCGAAUCCGACUCCGACGACGAGAGCGAGGACUUUUCUGAGACCGACGCAGAAAGAGAGUGGAAAGAGAGUCUGCAGCAACUGGAGCUGUUGCUUACAAUGGUGAUCGUGCCCUACAUGGGCAAAUAUUUUGGCAGGAAGUUUGCAUACUGGGGAUGGAAGAAUCUGAUGGAAUGGAAAUAUCCUGUCGAAGUUGUGGUGACGAACAAGGCCGCUUUCAGAGGAGCCGGCGCAAUCGCAGCGGCCGCUUCUUUAUGA